GAUCCCAGGCUAAAGCAGAAGGCACUGCCCCGCCUCUCCCUCCUGGCUCUGGUCCUGUUAUAAAAAAAAAUCACAGGAUUUGAGGUUUAACAGGGUGCCCAGACUGGGUCUCUCCAGUCAGUUUCAAAUCAGGGGACUUGUCAAAUUUCCUGCCAGUCCCUGGGAACCGCAUUCCCACAUUCCUGGAAUCUGCGCCUCAAUUUUUCGCAAUCGCGACUUUGGAAAGGCAUGCUUUACUGAACACCCGAGAGACAGAACCCCCGCAGCGAAGGCACGGCAAGAUCCCAGCUCCGAGAUAAGUGCCGCUUCGGAGAAAGAGAGAAGCGAGAUCUUAAACCAGCCUCUCCCCAGCUCCAGAGAGAGAGGAGACAGCCUCCAGAGCCGGGAGUGAUGAAGUCCAGUUUGUCCGCCUCCAGUUCCGGAGCUGGCUCGGGGCUUACGGACUCGCCCGGCUCUGGGACGGACAGGGUCCAGAGCUGUGUCCGCCGGCGGAUGGCAGCGAAUGCCCGGGAGAGGAGACGCAUGCAGGGCUUGAACAACGCCUUCGACCGGCUCCGGAAAGUGGUGCCACAGUGGGGCCAGGACAAGAAACUCUCCAAAUACGAGACCCUACAGAUGGCCCUGAGCUACAUCGUGGCGCUGACCCGCAUUCUGAGUGAGGACAGACGCUGGCUCUACAUUCAGUGUGAACACAUUCCUGGAGCGGAGAAUAAUCAGACUUACCUGGGCCAGGCAGCCGACCAGAAGGACUAUUACACAGACAGAAUCUUCCCUUUCAAUCACCAGAGUUUCCGUGUCGUCAAUUAAAUCAACACCGCCUCAGGGAAGCCUUAUUUCCAAACAGCCGUCAAUCUCACUGCACACACAAGUCUAAAACAGAAAUUUAUCCCGCAGUCUGACUUUGCUCCAUUCCACUGGUAAUUCGUAAUCGAUGUAACUUUGUUGUCUUUCGCGGUCCUAACGGAAACUGGUUUGUUGGAAUCAAAAGCUGGUGAAGACUGAAAUAAGCAAUACCCAUUCUGUUCAAAUUUUAAUUGUAGGUGGGAUCUCCUGACAAAACAUUCUGUGAAAUUAGAUAAUGUUGAUCGUUUGCAUGUAGAUAACGCCCGGUUCAUGUACAAAAAAAUGUUUUUUUAUAUAAAAAGUUC
Rhincodon typus (whale shark) is the source of this 1148-nucleotide messenger RNA. RefSeq names its product transcription factor ATOH7-like. NCBI's taxonomy places the organism in Eukaryota, Metazoa, Chordata, Chondrichthyes, Orectolobiformes, Rhincodontidae. The record is from RefSeq and is a predicted model, not a curated record. The coding region runs from base 391 to 807 and encodes 138 amino acids. Gene Ontology annotation, molecular function: protein dimerization activity. The transcript has a single exon.